Messenger RNA from Tribolium castaneum (red flour beetle), 2342 nucleotides. RefSeq lists its product as uncharacterized. Gene Ontology annotation, cellular component: Golgi membrane. Gene Ontology annotation, molecular function: hexosyltransferase activity. The coding region runs from base 205 to 2247 and encodes 680 amino acids. The record is from RefSeq and is a predicted model, not a curated record. The transcript has 11 exons. Lineage: Eukaryota; Metazoa; Arthropoda; Insecta; Coleoptera; Tenebrionidae.
UAGGGUUGGGUGAGCCGCCGGUUUUAACCUCACUCUCAUUUCGAAAUCGAAAUUCGAAGUGACAGGUUUGUGAUCCACAAAAUUUCAGGGCCACGGUGCCCUUUUUAUUUUAUGGAUCCACAAUGACGGUGUUUUCCAAACGCCCUGUCAAAUUUCAAGUAUUGAAUUACAGCCCCACAUUUGACGCCAGAAGCAUAAACGAGAAUGAAGUCGAAACGAAAAAUCUUUUUAUACAUGACGGUUGUUUUUAUGUUUGUAUUUUACGUUCUCAUGUCUUUACAAAUGCCAAACACGGAAGGUGAGCCAAAUUCGGGACAUAAUAUAGUUAUUGUGGAAGGCUGGGACUUCAACACGACGAGGGACACAACCCACUAUGUCUUAAACACGAACCUGAGCGCACAUAUUUGGCCGGAGCACUUCUGUGAUCUCAAUUCUUUUUUACUUGUAAUGGUUUGCUCUGGGCCCGCAAAUUUCGAAGCACGAAGUGCUAUUCGAGACACCUGGGGUCACGAGCGCAUUAUUUUAGGGAAUAACGUGUCCUUAUUUUUCCUGCUUGGAGAGACUACGAACAGUUCGUUGCAGUAUGACAUUAUGCUGGAAAGUGAUAGGUUUGGGGACAUUAUUCAAGAACGCUUUAUAGACUCUUAUAAUAACUUGACGUUAAAAUCUGUGUUUAUGUUGAAAUUAGUCAGCAGCUACUGUGCCAACUCAACUAAAUAUUUACUGAAAAUUGACGACGAUAUGUUCGUCAAUAUGAUUCCAGUCGUCCGAAUGUUGAGGGAUAGAAACAGCACCACGGACUUGCUUAUGGGAAAACUCAUCUGUAGGGCCAGACCCAUCAAAGAUACGACGAGCAAAUGGUAUUCGCCUCGAUACAUGUACCCGCACCAUGUGUACCCCAAUUACGUAUCCGGGACCGGCUACGUAAUGUCGGUGGACGUGGCCGAAAAACUGUACAAAGCAGCACUGAAAACACCAAUUUUCCACUUGGAGGACGUGUACACGACCGGCCUGUGCGCCAAAAGGGCCGGUGUAAGGCCGAAAAACAAUCCGCUCUUUACAUAUCAGUCAAUGAAUUACGACGUGUGUCUCUACAUGAGGCUCUACACAGCCCACCGUUUCACCCCCUCUGACAUACGUAAGACGUACACUCUCUUGAAAGAUAGUAACGUAACGCGAGAAUGCACCUACCACAGAGGUCGAUCUAAUUUAAGUGUCAACUGGCUUAUGAACAAUAUACUUAAAGUAAAUAAACCUAACAAAAAUAAAUGUGAAAAAAGAAUACUGCUUUUGGUCGUCGCUCUGAUAUUCAUUGCUUCGCUCUGUGUUAACAGCAAACAACCGCCGCUCCCAGUCCCAACAGAGGUGGAGGGUUGGGCCCGAAAUGUUUCGCGGAAUGUCAGGGACUACAUCAGCGAAGCGGCGCAAGCACACAUUAUGCCAAAAAAUUUCUGUGAGGAAAAGGGGCUCCUCCUAGUGUUCAUCCACUCGAAGUUCGAUAAGUUCGAUGCCCGGAGGGCCAUACGGGAGACGUGGGGCCAAAAACGUGACAAUGUAACGUUUUAUUUUUUGCUUGGGGAAGACAAAAAUAGACACCAUGAAGUACAACUCAAGUUGAGAGACGAGAGCCAGAGAUUUAAUGAUAUAGUUCAGGAGCGCUUCGUAGAUUCCUACAAUAACUUAACUCUAAAGUCUAUAACCAUGUUGAAGUUGUUUCACCUGCAUUGUUCAGAUUCUUACAAAUAUUUAUUGAAAAUCGACGACGAUGUGUAUUUGAACAUCGCCAGCGCACUCAAAGAACUCACGAACCGCAGUAUUACCACGAACGUGUUGCUGGGCCACGUUUACAACGCCACGAAUGCGAUUCGGAACCCAGCCAGCAAAUGGUUUGUGCCUUAUGAACUGUACCCGGACGAGAAAUACCCGCCGUAUUUGUGCGGGGCGGCGUACAUUAUGUCGGCCGAUGUCGCAGUGAAGUUGUACCAUGUGGCUUUGGAAACGCCGAUUUUCUACAUCGAGGAUGUUUACAUAACGGGAAUGUGUGCGAAGAAAGCCAAUGUGACAUUGGAAAACAGUGGCGGUUUUAAUUGCUAUUACGCGAAAAAAUACGUAUGCCUUUAUAAACAAUACUUCGUUUAUCAUUAUUUCGAACCUAGGGACAUUAAAAAGGCGCAUGAGCUCGUGGCUGGCAAGAAGUGCCCUUUGACCGGAUCGUGGCAAGAAUGGUUCUACUCUCUUUUAUAUUGAACCAAGAUGAUCUGAGAAGGUACUUAAAUAUGUGAUUUAGAGUAUUUUUUUAAUCUUUUUGUUUAUUCGUUUCAAGAAUAAAAGAUUUUUGCGUA